CCCGCCUGGGCGGAGUUGUGCCCGUGCCCGGUCGGGCCUGCACCCACCGUGCGUGCCGGGCUAGCGAGGCUGCAGCGAAAGGUGCGCUGGCCAGCGGGAUUUUGGGCUCUGUCGCUGUCUCUGCGCCACCGAGAUGCCGCAGUUGAGGUCAGGGAAGGUGGUGAGAAGCAGCGAGGUGAAGCUGGUUGAGCCGGAGGUCGGCAGCCCCGCCUCUCCGCCGGCAGGGUGCGAGCCGGAGGGAGAGCUGGUGGUCCUGCGGAGUCGUCGUCUGGCACCAAAGAGAAAGCCUGAGCAGCCCUUGGCUUCCUUUCCGCAACCUGCCAGGCUCUCUUGCGCUUCCUUUAAGUGUCUUGCUUUUCCUGUGCCCAUGCAGAGGGAGCAAGGUGAGAACAGACAGAAAUUCCCACGUAAAAAAACCAAGGGAAUCCAGCCCAGGAAGUCUCCCCGAAGAAGUAAGGGUGUAGCUUCACUAGUUUCAGACGCAGCUGAGUGUGAAGAUUGGCAAGCAGCAGCCACGGGUGCAGCAAUGUGCUGGGAAGUGACUCUGAGAGGGACAGGUCAAAGUCAGCAGCCGUUCCAGUUCUCAGGAACUACUUUGCAGAAAAAGUUCUCAGGAGGGAUUGAAAGGAAUGAAUGUUGCUCAGAAGACCUGAACUUCUCAGGUUUCCACAAGGGUUCAGGGAGCUCAGGAACAGAAGGCAAACAUUCCUGUAUGGAAAUAAAAUUACAAGUCCCAAACUUGAAGAGGGAAUUUGAGAGCACAGAGAGACACGGAAUAUCCGGUUUUCCAGAGCCAGAAGUUCUUCAACCCAAAAAGGUCACAUGGAGUACUGAAGUGAGAUGUACUGACUCUACGAUGAUGCAGAAUAUGCAAAUCCCAGAUUUUAGGAAGAAUUUGGGUGCUCAGGAAGUUGUCCUUGAACCAAAACCUCAGGAAGAGGUUGAUAUACUAGAGAAGUUGAAUGGCUGUCUGUUAGUUGGAUCAAAAGCGCUAGGGACACAGGAAAAAGAAGGGAGAUGCUUGGGCAAGAAAGGCAGAUCAGUGAGGAAACCAAAAGUACAUGGUCCCAAGGAGAGGGGUAGUUCUGCCUUGCUUAAACAGCAUGCACCGUGUCCAGAGUCCAGGAAAGGAGCUCAGAGUACGAGGAACAGAAAUGCCUUGCUGUCACAGCAGCUGCAGGAUCUGAGUGGACAAGAACAACCAGCAACCAGAAGAAAGACUCAGAAGCGUUGCAUGAAAGAAGAGCAGCAGAGCUCAAGCCCUCAGAAGCGACCAGACAGCCCAGGGGAAAGUGCAGAGGAACAGUUGAAAGCAAUUGAGCAAGACUCUGGUACUUCACAGGCUGUAAAGAAGGUUAAGACAAAGCGAAACAGGGUAGAAGAUUCUAAGGAAAAGGAAUCUCACUAUUCUAGAUCUUCUACAGUUUCUACUUCAGGUGACACUGAAAGCAAGAGCUUUCUAUGCCAUGCUGUGACAGAAGAGCCUGGUGUGCAGUAUAGAAAAAGGCAACACAGAUCUGUUCAUAUCAAGCACUUGCAAAGUUUAAGUGGGACUGCAGCUGGAAAGGUGAUGAAUACAUCUGCAAAAUGUGGUGCUGAACAUGGCAGUAAUGCCCUAAACCAUUGUAGUGGCUUGCUCUGUGCAGCUGAAAAGAAUCCAUUUGUGGUAUUGGAGGACUGUAGUUACAUCAAUACAUUAGUGAAGCCUUCAGCUAGUGGAACUACCAACAGUUACAAGUUAAAUGGAUUCUUCCAUGUAACCCAUGGUACUGGAGACCUGAAUGACAGAAUUUGCAGCACUAGUAGAAUGCAAAAUGAGAGAUCUCUCAUAAAAGAUGGUUUAUCACCUAAUAAAGAAAAGAAUGAAAAUGAAAAAGGCUGUGUUUCACGCUGCCUGAGUGAAAGCAGUAAGUGUUUAAGGGGAAAAAAGUGUAAUAUUGGUAGAAAGCCUAGAAAAAAGAUGAAAAUCACAGAGAAAUCUGCAGACGUGGCUAGUAAAUGCAAGAAGUGUGAGUUACAAACAGAAGCAGCAGUUGCCGUGUCAAGCUCAUUUUCAGGUUCAGGACUAAAUCAUACUUUCUCAGCUUCAUGUGAUCAUACAUCACAUUUCGAUACAGAAAAAAAUACUCAGGAAGUACAAGCUGUAUCAGCCUGGAGAAAGAAUAGAACCAAAUUACUUGCAUUUGAAACUGGCUUUAAGAAGACAUCUGAGCUCUCUGCAAUAGUAAAAGGAGAAAAUUCAAGCAGUGUGGCACAUUAUGCAGCUGCCUCAGAUAGUCUUGGAGCGUUAGCUCAGAUCCGUGAUGUUUCUCAUCGUCAAAAAAGCAAGACAGGAGGAAAUUUGAACAAAGUUACUAAGAAAUUGCAGCAGUUUACCUGUCAAAGAACAAUACCCAUGACUGGUAAAAAAGUUUGGCCUGUUGAAUCUUGUGCCAGGACUUCUGAAUGGUUUCUUAAAAAUCAUAGGUUCAUCUCAGAAGGAAAAAGACAUUCAAAGGCUGCUUUUGAGGAUUCCUCUGAUAAAAGCACUGUGAAAGCUGUGGAACAUAGUGCAGUGACUGGGAAUGUGAGACAGCUAGAUUUGCAUACAUCAUUGGCAGAAAUUGGAAAAGAAAUUACACCUAAAAAGAUUGAUCCAAAUAUUGACUGUCAGGCUUCACUUGAAACAAUGGAAUCCUCUUCUGUGGAUAUUUAUCAGACUUUGACAAUGAACAAUGAAAAUGGGGAAUCACCAGUUAAUACAGAUAAAAGUGCUGUGGCUUUUGACCAUGAUGAUGUGCAAGAAGUUAAAGCAAACUUGAAUUUUACAGCAAAACAAAGAGAUGAAGCUGAAGGAGAUGUAAUUGAAAGAAACAUGUCUGUGACAGUCCAGAAUGGUACAAUAAAACAAGAAGAUAAAGAUGAAGGAGUUGUGACAAACAGAGACCUGUCUGUGACAGUCCAGAAUGGCACGACAAAACAAAAGGAUAAAAAUGAAGGAGAGGUGACAAACAGAAACCUGUCUGUGACAGUCCAGAAUGGUAGGACAAAACAAAAGGAAAAAAAUGAGGGCGAUGUGACAAAUAGAAACCUGCCUGUGAUGGUCCAGAACAGUAUAACAGAACAGAAGGAUGAAAAUGAAGGAGGUGUGACAAGUAGAAACCUGUCUGUGACAAUCCAGAGUGGUACUUUUGCAAGUAACACAAACAGUAUAAACUUCAGCCCUAAAGUAUCAGUAGGGAACCAGACAUUUUCUGAUUUAAACCUAAUUAAACCAUUAACCUCUGGAAACUUGACAAAAUUCAAAAUUCCUUUAUGUAGAAACAAACCUAAAUCCAAGAAACGAGAAUUUGUCCAUUCAUUUCAAAGCAAAACUUGUAGUCCACUGCAGCUUCUUGAAAGCACCAGUCAAGGAAGGCAGAAGACAGGUGAAAAGACUGUCUUGGUAAAAUCUGAGCAGCGUCCUCUUGCUGUCAUGAGUGAUGCCACAUCUCCAGUUUCCAUACAGAAAAAAGCAGAUGAGAUUGAUAGUAAGGACUUCCAGCAUAAUGGCUCUGUAAACCUCUCUGAUGAGAUGUCUGUGCUCCCUGAAAGAUUUUCUACAUACCCACAUCCUCUUCUUGAUGGACAGCCAGAGCCAUCUGUGCCUGAUUUCUAUGGUACUGAGUGUGUGCUGAAAUCUAGUUUUCCUGAUCAUUCUUGGAAUGCAGUCGACCACCUUGUUGGAUUAGAAAUAAAGGGUGAUAGAAAAUCAAGAGGGAAUUUUUCACAAUGCAAAAGUCAAAAUUUACCAGAUGUCCUUGAAGCUUACAACCAAGAUGUUCUUGUCAUUGAUGUGAUUCAGGAUGACCCUGACCUUUUUGGAACCAGUAAUGAAGAGGAGCCUGCACCUACACGCUGUGAAAAUUGUCCAGUGAAAGCAUCCUCUGCAAACUGCAUUAAAGACACAAAGGUCUAUAUUAAGCCUGAGUCUCCUGUUACCUCAGAAAAGACAUAUUCGCUAGAGAGUAGUUUUAGAUGCAUGCAAGAAUCUGGAAAGUCAAGUGAUACUGAAAAUUCCUGUAAUUUGGUGUUAAAAGCUGAAGAUGUGAAGACCCACAACUCCUCCAGAGGAAGCAGUCCUUCAGGAGAUGUUAGUGAGGACUUUCUUAAAGAUAGGCAACAGAGCAAACUAGAUGAUCUUUUGACAAGUUUGGACGUGGAUGAGAAGUUCAAGCUUGCAGAUGCAGUGCCUGAUGUUGAAGAAGAAAAUAAGAGUGAAGCUGGAAAAAGCAGUGACUGUAAAUACAAAGUGAACUGUGAAUUGCUAUCACGAGUGCCACUGAAUGACCGAAAAGUAGAUCUCUUCAGUGGAACUACAGAGAUGAAAUCCUGGACAAAUGGUUGCAGAUCGUCAGGAAGAAGUACUUCACUGCCAUUGAAGAAUUGUGCAGAUUUUGAGCCAUGGCAGAUGGAGAAAAAUGCAAGUGCUUCUCCUUCAGUCCAGCAGAUCCUUGAUGCACUUAACUUGCCCCGUAAAUACUGCAGAUAUUAUUUCAUGACUUCACGUGGGUGUGAAAGGACAAAAUGUUGGUUCUGUCAUGUUCCAGGACAAGGGGAUGAAAAGAUUUGCAUGGCAAUUCUUAGGACAUACAUUAGUAUCAAAGAAUCAGGCCUCCUAAAACGUGCAGUCCAGAUAUUUGUGCAGUAUUACAAAGAAGUUAGUCCUGGUGUGGAUUUUGCUUCUGAAGUGCUGAACAGUCUUCUUGUUUCAUUGCUCAAUAACUGCUUGUUGCAGGAAGUAUUUCAGAUAUUGAAUGUAAUUGUACAAAUCAAGACACUGCCAGCUGUAGAUGUUCUUCUGAAAGUUUUUGAUCAUGUGGCUUCUUUGAAUAUAAGAAAUGCUGUGCCUACAUUAAUCAGUACCUUCUGUAAGCUCACUGAUGCUGGUAUGUUCCUUGAGUCAGAACAUUUUGACUACAUUAUUAAGGUACUUCGCCAAUUGCAAGUUUCCAGUUGGGAAAUUAGUACUGUUAUAAACAUGAAAUCCAGAAUUAAGGAAAGGUGUUUUGAAAAGACAUGGAUUUUUGACUUCAACUUGGCAGUGGCUGAAAUUCAGCAUUGCAAGGAAAAAAGGGAUUGGACUAAGUUGGGAGCUUUGUAUCUUAAUGCAAGAACUGGAUGUGAAAAUUUUGAGGAUCUUCAGAAAUUGUUUUUAUCUAUUGCUGAAAUUUUAGCCAAAGAUUCUGAGACAGACAGACCAGGAGUCCCUUUUUGUGAUUUUGCUGAUAUAGUAAUGAAAAAUUCACAGCAUAAUAAAGCAGACAAACUUUUCAUUGGAAGGACUGGGAUAAGCGUAAUGUAUUCAUAUCACAAAGUACUGCAGUGGAUAAAGGGAAGGAAGGUUUUGGAUAAACUGCAUGAGCUACAGAUAGAUUUUACACUCUUGAAAGGACUUGUAGGUACAGGGAGAUCAGCAUCCAGAUGUCAGAUUGUUAAUAAAGCCACAGAAAUCUUUCUUUAUUCUGGAAAUUUGGAUGGAGCAACAAGGGUAUUGAGAGAGUCAGAGUGGAUCACAGAUGCACCCAUGUGGCCCUGUGAUAAAAUGGACAUCCUCAAUCGACAUAAUCUGUUAUGUGCAAUAGCACACAAAUACUUGAGGAAGAGUUUGUACAGGCAGGCAUUUGAAGUUCUGCAGAACUUACCGGGUUUGCAGAAACAUUCUGAUAUUAUAGAGGCUUCUCAAUACAGUUGCCUUUUUAACAAGCUGAUAAAUGCCUGUUUUGAGAACAAGAACCUUGCGGUCUCAUCUUCUGCAGUAGACUUCAUGCUUUCCAAAAAAAUUGCUAUUGAUUUUGUUUUACUUAGAGGAUUAAUCACAGCUUUGGGAAGAAGUUCUUUAUGGUCCAAAGCUAGGACCUAUUACAAAUAUGCUUUAUCACUGGGUUGCUACCCAGAGCUGCAGGGAAAUUUAUAUCAUAAAUUCCUGAAGAUUCCCUCUUACCUGUCUGAAGUUGAGAUGCUGUUGGCCAUUGAAAUAUUUCUUGUUUCAAAUGCCAGUGAUAUUCAAAGUUCCAGGACUACUAUUCAGACUCUUCAAAUAGUGCUGAAAAGAUCUGAAGAUACAGUUCAGAAUAGCAGUGCCUAUCACGAGGCAGUGGAGAGGCUGAUGCAGGCAGCUCAUUUAUCUGAUCCAAAGCUCUUUCUUAAGCGUUUGACAAUGAAUGUUAAUAUGGAAGAAGUUUACAGAGUGGAGCAUUCAUUUGCUCUAAAAUGGCUUCAGGAGAAUAUGAAAUGGGCUGAGAAGGUCUGGCUGUCCCAGUAGUUACUAAAUAGUUUCUGCUGUAUUCAGACUGUGCCUUACUGAUUUACACAAGGUUUCAAACUCAAGUUGUGGUUUUAAAUACUGUAUUGAUGAUAAUGCAGAUAAUAGCACAGAAAGAGCAAUUUUUUUCCCUAACCAUCACACUGACUUAUAUAGAUGUUUUGCAAUGGCAUCACCAGAUAAUGAGGAAGCUGCAGCCUCAGAACCUACAUUCUCCAUUCUUACAAAGAUUUAGCACUUAGCUUGUUUCUCCCAGCAGGUAAUCAUACAAGUGUAGUAUAAGCAUAGAUAAAAGUGUAGGUAAGUGCAUUGGUUGAGUGCAUCUGCUGUUCUUGGGUGAGACAUUUUCCAUAUUCAUUCAUUCAUAGUCUGCAGUAGUAAUACCUAUGUCCUUUUGUCUGCCUCACAGUAACUUGUGAGGUCACUGUCCCACCUGUUUGCACCUUAGAUCUUAAUUUCUUUGCUCCAAAAGCCCAAUAAAAAAGCACUAAGAGUAAAGUAACUUCAAAAUCAGUUGAGACAUGCCUGAUUUAGGAUACCUUUCUUCACAGAACUGAGAGCCUACACAUUGCUCACAGCUGAAGGUUUAGUUGACAAUUUAAUUAGAUAUUUAAUAUAUUAAUUAGAUAUUAGAUAUCUAAUUAAAUAUUAGAUAUUUAUUUGAUGUAGAUGAUAGCUUGUGUAUGGUUUCACAUUGGUAUAUAAUGAUACUUCCACUGAAAAGGAAAACUUGCAUUCUCCCUUGAUUGUGCUCUUAGAGAGAGGUAGGUUUGCCCAUUUUUUAGGUUCUGCCAACUGCAUGAUGAGAUGGAGAUGGAGAUUUCUAGCACGCUUGUUUCAUCAUUCCUGGUUCUUCAGGAUUUCUGCUUUUUUUUCCACCUGAAAAUUCUGAAUCACAUUCAAAGCAUGAGUUGCAUAAGUCACAUUCUACAGCCUGAGUAAGAAGAACCAAACAUUUAAUACCAGAAAACCUCUCAUGACAAAACAAUACAGCCUCUGUCAAAGUUGAUACUUACUGAGCUCACCACUUUUGUAGUGUUAGUUUAGAUCUUCAGCACCAACCUUCACAAACUUGCCAAUAAUACAGCUCUUUUGGUCCUGCUCUCCAUCCCCUCUAAAGCCUUUUGUUCUAAACACUUCAGCUUUUUUGGGUAUAGAAGUUCCUGAGUUUUUAGGCUGUUCCAUCAUAAGUGAGAUUAAGAUGGGAGCGCAGGACCUCAGUGUUUGAAAAAUGUCUCUCCUUUGGUGUAGCAUAAGUCUGUUCUCAGCUGCUGCAGCAUUAUUUCACAUGUCCUUUGCAGCUCUAAAUCAUGAAAGCCAUCAUGACCUUAGUACUGGAUGGUUGUGUGGAGGGUUUAGGUGUCAGGUUUUUCUCUUUGGGGGAGGUUGCCAUUCCAGUCUUGCAGUUUAUGCCAUUGAUCUGAUGUCAUGAAUCUGAUUGUCAGUUGUUGGAUUCCUGACCUCCUGAGGGCCAGGUCCUGAACUUUUUCAAUACCACUUUUCAUCGAGUCUGUUAAGGAGUUGCUACUGGAAGAGAGAGGAUUGAAUCUGAUGACCACCAAGAUCCCUACUUUCCUCCUGUGCCACCUGUACAGAAAAAUACUAGGAUAGAGGCUCUUGUUUUUUCACAGGGUAUCAUUCUUCUGUAGGGAUCAUCUGCCUGCCUUGUAAAAAAUGGUAGAUGCAAUACCAGUGGUACCAGAUGGCAUUUCUGGGGGAGCCAUUCACCUCAGUCUUAGAGUAAGUUUGCGCUGGUCCAAACAAACUCUGGGUUCUGCCCCUUCACAUUCAUGGAGAUGAUGACUCUGCCAUUUGUAAGGGUAUCCACCUGGUAAAAUCUAACUGGAUUCUGCUGAUUUUGCUUCCCAGUAGCUGGAAGACUGGGUAAGAAGUAAUCAGGUUUCAGGUGAGGCAUCUAAACUGAUGCUCUUGCAGGCACUCCAGCAUUAGUCUAAAGAGCAAUUUUGAAAGGUUCCAGCAAACUAAAACUGGUAGUAAGAAACAAAGUUAUUUUUGCUAAUUACUUCUUGUAAGAUCCUUUGUGGCUUAAUCUCCCUUGGAAUUAGACAGAGGCUAUCUGAACCUCAGCUAAACCCCUCAUUUCUGUGAGUGGUACCCAAUGUGGCUAAUAGUGUGUUUGACAGACACAGAAGGACAAAAUUCUCUUUGUAAUUUGUAUGGCUACAAAACUUGUGAUGUUUUAGAGACAGUAGAAUUUUUUCAUCUAUAAGCAGCCUUGAAUUUUCACUUAGAUCUUCCCCAGAACAAAACUCCAAAUGUUGCUUUGUUUUUCAGACAAAGGUUGAUCAUUGACCUUCAAGCUUAACUUGGAGCUCUGUAAAAUAUUUGCAAUGUUUUGGCUCCAUCUCCUGAGUAUCAUCUUCAGUUGAUAGGAUGUAAUCUCAGUUAUGUUUUAUAUUAACAAGCAAAGCAAGCUCCCCACAUCAUUGCUCAGAAGUUUUGUUACAACUGAAGCUUCUAGUGUGUGUCAAUAUAGUGUUUCUCUCUUUAUCACCAUGAUAAACCAGUAGGCAAUUGAAACAACUUUGCUGUUAAGUCCUGUAUUUCACUUUUUUGUUCUGUCUGGGUCCACGUGAAAUACAAUGCAAAUCUCGUCAUUUUGAUGUGUAUCAGAAGGCCAGAGUAACAUUCUCGGUAACAUUCUCAGUAUUUUGGUUAGAGAAAUUCCAUGUGCCAAACAGGACAAAACUCCACUGUGGAAUGGAAAUGAGCCCAGAAAGAUGGAAAAAGUAUCCUGAAGAAUAACAUUAAGUACAGCAGAGGCAAUGCAGUUUUGCAGAGCCUACUGAGGACCACUCAGUAGACAAUAUCCAUAUUUUUGCUUUCUCCCAUUAUAAGUUAAGCUGAAAGAACUUCUGUUUGACAUUAAACAACAUAUUUGGUAUCAUUUUUUCAUAGGAAAUAAAAUGUAUGUUUACCUGUUUGCAGAGAGAGAGAGAUGGAAAAAUGUGCAAAUAAAACCUUCCCUGUGCUGUGCUCAGUAGCUUGGAGUAGACAACACCGUGCUCCUUCAGUAUGUUGCUAGAUGCAUGAGAAAUUCCCUCUGUGAAAAUCUUUCUUCAGUUUUCACUGAUUACACACUAUGCUCUUGGGAAAAUUAUUUUUGUUGGGUGUGGACAGUUUCUUGUAACUAAAACAGAAUAAUGUGGAAGACUUACCACAGUUUUAUUUCAAAAUACUGAUAAUUUUGAGAGAUUCAAAAUGCAGGACAGAGGUGAGAAGCUGGAAGUAGGACCUUGAUGGUUUAUGGUGUUUUAUAAAGAGCAAUGGGGGAGGAAGGGGGAGCAUUUUGGAGGAGUUGUUAAGUUGUUAAUAAAUGUUUUUUUAAUAUUUAUAUAAAGCAUUCAAAAUAUC
Messenger RNA from Passer domesticus (house sparrow), 9658 nucleotides. It is a transcript of the gene TOPAZ1, whose product is annotated as testis and ovary specific TOPAZ 1. Gene Ontology annotation, biological process: spermatocyte division. The transcript is spliced from 20 exons. NCBI's taxonomy places the organism in Eukaryota, Metazoa, Chordata, Aves, Passeriformes, Passeridae. Bases 134 to 6283 code for a protein of 2049 amino acids. The record is from RefSeq and is a predicted model, not a curated record. Gene Ontology annotation, molecular function: protein binding.